Actinia tenebrosa (Australian red waratah sea anemone) is the source of this 903-nucleotide messenger RNA. RefSeq lists its product as uncharacterized. The record is from RefSeq and is a predicted model, not a curated record. Lineage: Eukaryota; Metazoa; Cnidaria; Anthozoa; Actiniaria; Actiniidae.
CCGUGUUUAGAUAAUAUGGCCUGGGGAAAAGUGAAGCCAGAAUGGGACAAAAGUCAACGAACAAGUGCAUCAAAGAGUACCAUCUAUUAUCAGGAUAUUCGUCCAGCCAGAGAGUUUAGUAGGAUAUUCAUUCAAUCGAGAACAAAGGAUGGUCAAAUCAAACGGAUUGGUGGGGAUUCAUGGAGAGUGUAUCUACGUGGACCGUCAUCCAUUGCUGCCACUGUGUUUGAUCAUAAUAAUGGCACAUACGAAGCUCUGUUUCUCGUUAAGGAACCAGGGACGUACACACUAAAAGUCAUUCUUGAUUUUAGCUUAUGUGAUGGGUUUAGGGAUCCUCCUAUCGAUUGGUUUAUCAAAGAUAUCUUAUCACCGGAGUCAUCCUGUGAUGAAGCGUGUGAUUUCCUGCUGGAUGGAUUUGGUCGAUGGAUCAACGACAAUGAAUGGCUUCCUUACAUGAACGAGUCAAGCAAUGCAAGAAUAGAACCGGGGACACAGUCAGCAGGUUCACUGAUAGUGUAUGGGGACUCAUUAGCAUAUCGGUUUGGAUUAUCUAUCGCAAGGAACAAAAAUGUGUGUGGUGGAAUGUACAAGACGUGUUCUUAUAGAUAUAACUGGAUCUACCCUAUUAACACAACAACAAAAGAACAACGAAUAAACCUCUUCAACGCCUACGCAACGUGGGCAAUGUGCAAGGCUGGGAUCCCUGUGCUUGACGUACAUCCUGUUUCAGAAUCCUUCGCGCCUGGUGCCUAUGAUGUGACUCAUUAUAAAGAUUUUGUAUUCAAUAAUGCUGAAAAAGCCUUGGAAGCCUUCAAAAUAAACGAACUAAAUGGCAGGCAAAGUUUUAGAACGCAGUUCUUGGGUUCUAAAUGUAACCUGCUCAAAAAAAUUAUAAAAAAUUGA